This is a messenger RNA of Girardinichthys multiradiatus, 1810 nucleotides long. Its product is annotated as transcription factor HES-1-like. NCBI's taxonomy places the organism in Eukaryota, Metazoa, Chordata, Actinopteri, Cyprinodontiformes, Goodeidae. Gene Ontology annotation, molecular function: protein dimerization activity; RNA polymerase II cis-regulatory region sequence-specific DNA binding; DNA-binding transcription factor activity, RNA polymerase II-specific. Gene Ontology annotation, biological process: regulation of transcription by RNA polymerase II; anterior/posterior pattern specification; regulation of neurogenesis. The record is from RefSeq and is a predicted model, not a curated record. The coding region runs from base 850 to 1581 and encodes 243 amino acids. Gene Ontology annotation, cellular component: nucleus. The transcript has 4 exons.
CACCAGUUCCAGAAGGAUUUUCUUCUCAAAUCACUUUACAAUUCAUAUCCAAAGAUAUAUAAUCAUAUCAAACAUAUCCUAUAGAAAGAUUCAGUUUCGACAGAUUCCAGGCUAGUCAGAGUUGGAUGGAGCUGAGUACAAGGCAAUAGUGGAAGAAAACCUGUAAGCGGAUGUAGAAGAUUUGAAACAGUAGCAGAGGUUCAUCUUCAAAGCUGGCAGAACCAUAUCCCAAAAGACUUGCAGCAGUCGUACUUUCUGCUGCAGGUGGUGUUACAAACUAUUCACUCAGGGGGUUGAAUACACAUUCACGAGAAACUUCUCAGAUUUUAUUUGUAGUUUAUUGAAAAACCUGUAUUAUCUUCCUUCGACUUUACUACCAUGAGAUGGUCUUUGACAUAGAUGCCAAUAAUACACAGACGUAUGCGGUUGUAUGUAGACAAAAUGCCGAAUACGUAACAUAAACAGUAAAAACGACGCUGCAUGUUAUUAAUGACAUUUACAUAUUUAUUUCUAAUUCUUCAACGCUAAUUUAACAGGUCCACGUAAAUCUAUCAGUAAUCCGACCGACAGGUAGCCAAUGAGAGCGCCCUGCCGCACGAGCCUGCGCCUCCCCGGCACAGCAUCCCGCGCGCUCAUUGGACGGGCGGAAGGAACCCUGAGAUGUUACACGAGCCGCUCGCGUGCAGGCCGUGAUUCUAUAAAUACCGAGCCGAGCGAUAAAAUCCAAAGUGAAACAGUUUGGCUCGGACACGCAGCGGACUGCAACCCUGAAGGCUGCCAGGAGACGGCGGAACUCUUAGCUUUUUGUUGCUCCUCGCUUGGCUGCCGUCAUUAACUGCUGACCUGAAGAUGCCAGCCGGUACUUUCGAAAGAGCAUCUCCAUCUGCCGUGGCAGCUAUCCCGACCAGAAGCGACUCCACACCAGGGAAACCUCGCUCUCUGUCAGAGAACAGAAAGUCCUCCAAACCAAUUAUGGAGAAGCGGCGACGCGCUCGCAUCAAUGAGAGUCUGGGUCAGCUGAAGACCCUCAUCCUGGACGCGCUCAGGAAAGACAGCUCCAGGCACUCCAAGCUAGAGAAGGCGGACAUCCUUGAGAUGACCGUGAAGCACCUGAGGAACCUGCAACGGCUUCAGAUGACAGCUGCGUUAAACACAGACCCAUCCAUCCUGGGGAAGUACAGAGCUGGAUUCAGUGAGUGCGUCGGAGAGGUUACCCGUUUCCUGUCCACGUGUGAAGGGGUCACUACAGAGGUGAGAACCCGCCUCCUUGGUCACCUUGCAGCCCGUGUGACCCAGAUUAAUUCCGUGAACCUGCACGGACCUCACCUCGGAGACCUGGGACAGACCAGUGGUACGCAGAUCACAGCGUCUUCGAGCCCACGGGUGCCGCUCAAAGGUGGCUCGGUUUCCCCUGAAGCAGUAAAGCUGUAUGGGGGCUUCCAGGUUGUGGCAUCACCAGAUGGACAGUUUGCUUUUUUUAUUCCCAGUGCAGCUCUCGCGCCUCUGAGUGUAAAACACAGCCAUCAUGUGUCACCUGUGGUACCUGCGGUCACCUCAGACUCUGUGUGGAGGCCGUGGUAGGAACCAUAGAGGGGGAAAAAGGACAAUGAGACAAUAAAUAAUAUUUUUUGUACAUAAUAUACAUAUUUUAGGGAACAUUUCUUAACAUAUUGUUUUAUCAACAUUUGUGUUUGUAUUCAAGCAUAGGAAGAGAUGUUUCUCUGCCUCUUCGCCUUAAUCGGCAUAUUCAAUUCUGGUCAGUCUUGAAAGGCACUGUAUGUUCAUGAAUAAAUAAAAUGUGGUAUAAUGU